CGUGGAAAUGCCCUUUAAAUAAGGUAAUCGUACUGUUUAUAGUUGUCCUUUUGACUGAGAGGAAAUAAAAGCAACUUGCAACUAUUGAAUUGAAAUCCUGAAAGCAUCGAAAUGAAGCCUGUGACUGAAAAGGAGGUGCCAGAUUGUGAACAUUCACAUAUUGUGGGUGAUCAGGGGUCAGAGUCCACCACAAAUGACAAAGGUCCCACAAAGGAGGAUGUAGAGAUUCUGGUGCUGAACCAAGUGGAGGAAUCAUUUGGGUACUUUUGCCAUAGACUGAAAUAUACAAAGAAACAUAUUCAGAUGACUGAUGAAAGUCCUUCAGAUACUGAUACAAACACAGAACGAUCUGUCUCUGCCCCCUCGAAAAGAUGUAAUACACCUGAUAAUACGUUCAGCUGUAAACUCUGUGGCAAGGAGUUCGGCAAAAGAUCAAACCUGGUUUGUCACAUGCGAAUACACACAGGAGAGACUCCGUUCAGCUGUGAACUGUGUGGGAAAGCGUUUCGACGUUCAGACUGGCUUAAAUCACACUUCAAAAUCCACAUGGGUGAGAAACGUCUGAUUGUGAAGCGCUUUGUUUGUGAUCAGUGUGGGAUGAAGUUCGAUCGCUCCACCUCACUCGAAAGUCAUAUAAGGAAACACAAUGGCAAGAGACCGUUUUCCUGCUCGCUCUGUGAGAAGAUGUUCUUCAGUCCGCAAAAUCUCAGCCGCCACCAUCUUGAUUGUCACUCUGAGAAAAAGUUUAAUUGCGCCAUGUGUGGACACAGUUUUGCACGCUUGGGUACAUUGCAGAAACACACACGGAUUCACACUGGAGAGAAACCUUUCUCCUGUUCAGAGUGUGGAAAAACAUUUCCUUAUAAACACUCGCUGGCAAUGCAUAAUAAACUGCACUCAGACAAAUGUUGACCUGAUAUUUAUUGUCAGGUUAAUAAUUUUCAGAAUAAUUAUACACGGCAUUCUUUAAGUCUGGAAGAAAAAUAAACUACCCAGUGUCAGUGUAAAUAAUUUGUUUAUUUAUAACAUCUGAUAUAGUUCUUAAUAUUCUAUUUUAGUCCUAGUUAUAUGUAAUAUGGCACAGAUUAUGAAUUAAAGUUGAGUCUGUAAUUUAAGUCUUGAGAAUUUGUAUUCAUUAGUCAAUUAAAAGUAUUUGUCAUAAAUGGAUGAGAUACAGUUUGUUGUAAAUGGUUAGAAAAAUAAAUGCCCUC
Xyrauchen texanus (razorback sucker) is the source of this 1211-nucleotide messenger RNA. RefSeq names its product gastrula zinc finger protein XlCGF7.1-like. The record is from RefSeq and is a predicted model, not a curated record. Gene Ontology annotation, cellular component: nucleus. The coding region runs from base 112 to 912 and encodes 266 amino acids. NCBI's taxonomy places the organism in Eukaryota, Metazoa, Chordata, Actinopteri, Cypriniformes, Catostomidae. The transcript is spliced from 2 exons. Gene Ontology annotation, biological process: regulation of transcription by RNA polymerase II. Gene Ontology annotation, molecular function: DNA-binding transcription activator activity, RNA polymerase II-specific; RNA polymerase II cis-regulatory region sequence-specific DNA binding.